AUGGUUCUUGAUUCAACCCUGAACCGACGAAACCCCGCAGGUUCCAGACAACACGGUGCAGGUAGUGCCUCAUCCACAUCUACAAACCGGCACUUCAACAGGGAAACAUCCACCGCGUCAUCACGUCGCCCGCCAUCUCUUCAACGAUCCACUCCGUUUGUGGAUCAAUUCGCAUUCACUGAAGAGGAGAUGGCCCUUGAAAGUGAUCUCUUCGCCACCGAGCAGCAGCCAACGCAUUCCGGACCCUGGGCGGCUAACCGAGACCGGUCGUUGCCUCUGGUUAAGAAUGGACGCAGUCUCAAUACACAAUCGGACAGUGUCUACAAAUCUGGACGGCAAGGAGAAGCCAGUCUCAAAAUUGGCCAUAUUUAG
Messenger RNA from Rodentolepis nana, 372 nucleotides. Lineage: Eukaryota; Metazoa; Platyhelminthes; Cestoda; Cyclophyllidea; Hymenolepididae. The record is from the annotation of a GenBank genome assembly.